AUGACACCAUUGAUGAAGAAGCUUCAAGAUGUAGGAGUGGAAAAACCAGAUGACCUCAAGUUUGUGCAGCCAGAAGACUUCAUAACUCUCUUGAAACCAAUACAAAAAUUGAUGAGUGCAUGUGAGCAGGGUAAACAACCCGAGGCCAGUGACAGACGCGAAAUGAUUAGAACUAUAAUGUCAAAAAUCAUAAGCACUCCUGAUACACAAGUGGGAAGAAAUGAGAUCCGUAUGAUAGCAGGAAAGAUUGUGGCAAAGUACCCUAAAUCAUUUGCUGACAGGAUAAAUGGCGAGACAGUUGGAGAUGGGACCAUAACACUCCUUCAACAACUAGAAAACAGAAGAGAAAAUGAAAGCCGUAAAAACACUCAUAAAAACUUCAAACGUAAAGCUAAAGCAGAUGAAGUAGUCUCAUCAGUGAAAGACCUUGAUUCCUACGGAUGUAUCAAGGGUAGGUGGGAAGGGGAAAUGGUAGGAGCAGACACAGAGGAGAUCCAAGAAGAAACAAGACAAGCACUACUGAAAGAAUAUAAAGAAAGCCCUGACAACUGGAAUCAAAAGAAUAUCGAUAGAUGGAUGGAAGCAACUUUCCCCCUCCAGAGGAAAGACAUAAACUCAUCCGAACUCACUGUAGCUGCAGUCCUUGAGAGGUGGCCAUUUCUGGUCGAGCAAAGAUGGUUUAGUCAACAUUUCCAACUCUUAACAGGUAAAGAUGUGGAAGCAAACACAUGGGCAUCCAAAGCAGAAAGGCUUUAUGCGUAUUUGAAAAGCAAAGCAUCUCAGCAGUUGGAAGACACCAUGAAUGCUAUAAAGGAUGAAAUGGAGCUGACCAAGAAUAAAAUGCCCAUUACUGACCACUUGCCCACCAUGCUGGCUGCCUACUUUGGAGAAAAAGAAGCUACCCUGAUCUGCAAGUACCAAGACGAGACUAGGAAAAGGACACCAAAAGAGAUUGAAGAUGAACUGGUGCUGACACCUUGCAUCGUAAUCGGUGGUGAAAGACAAAUUCAACUGGCAGUUGAUGGCAAAUUAAUGAAAUCUAAAAUUGGCAUCACGUCAUUGGCAAAAGCAACCAAGAUGUUGUUUGAAGCUUUUUACGUCUUUUCUGUAAGCUAUCCUACCAGUUCAACGAACACUCUGGACUUCAUCCAAAGAUACGUCAUCGGAAUAAAUCCCUGUUCCACCAAGUUUCCGAGAGGCAAACAGGGAAAGUGUGCAUCAGUACCUCUACGCGUUAUAAAACUAGCAAAUGAACUUGCUCUGUUUGAAAGUGAUUGGUGUCUUUAA
Messenger RNA from Lytechinus pictus (painted urchin), 1287 nucleotides. RefSeq lists its product as uncharacterized. The record is from RefSeq and is a predicted model, not a curated record. The transcript has 5 exons. Lineage: Eukaryota; Metazoa; Echinodermata; Echinoidea; Temnopleuroida; Toxopneustidae. Bases 1 to 1287 code for a protein of 428 amino acids.